Molecule: messenger RNA, 570 nt
Organism: Penicillium angulare
Lineage: Eukaryota; Fungi; Ascomycota; Eurotiomycetes; Eurotiales; Aspergillaceae
Product: Yae1 family protein
Exons: 1
Coding region: 1-570 (189 amino acids)
Source: RefSeq, a predicted model, not a curated record
AUGGACUCAAAUAUCUUGGACAGCCUCCUUGAUUUGGAGGAGCAAUUCUACAAUGAAGGCUACAAGUUGGGCGUCGCCGAUGGCGCCGAAGCGGGCUACACGGAAGGCAGCGUCUUCGCCGUGGAAAACGGCUUCGAGAAAUUUGUGGAGAUGGGCCGGCUGUAUGGCAAGGCCCUUGUCUGGGCACAGCGACUGGCCGAAAGCAAACCAGAUGAAACAACUGGACUGAUGCCACAUCAAGUCAAACAAGAAGAUACCUUAUCGCUUGACCCAUCGAUAUGCAAUGCUAUGCCGAAAAUCCCAGCACACAGCACUCGUCUGACAAGAAACCUUGCCACAUUACUGGAGCUGGUGGAUCCAGCCACUCUAGACAUGAGAAACACCGAGGAGGCCGUCAACGAUGUCGACGAGCGUUUGAGAGGUGCUGCAGUGAAAGCCAAGCUUAUCCAACGAGCUAUGGGCGAAAGCGAAGAACCAUUGAGUGCCCGAUCCACUGCCAAGGAUUUCACAAAGCCAGGAGAUGGAACGGGCAGUAUUGAAGACAUUAGUUCAUUGAGCUUUCGUCAUUGA